AUGAACGAGCAAGAGUUCGAAACCAUUUUCGGUGAUGCCUUAUUGGCCGAUUUACAAAAUACCAUAUCUCCGAGUUGUACACCCAUAAGAGACAUUGGCUCCUCCACAUCUGGUUACGGAUCCUUAAAUGGUCCUAGAAAAGACAUCGGCAAUGAUGUUGGAACGAUGGUCAAUCAAAUAUAUACGGAGAAAACGACGUCGGUGCAAAAAACGCACUCGCCCCCCACACACCAACAGCAAAACGUUGGAUUAGGGUCUCCGAAAUCUCCCGUGUCACCCAAAUCCAAUUCUUCGUUUAAUAAUAAUUUAUCCGAAUUGGAUACCUUACUCCAAGAUUUAAGCAAUGCUAAGUAUGCGAAUACGGGUAGUUUGGAAAAGAAAAAGGUCAACGGUUCUUCAUCUCCUGUUAAAACUACCAACCCCGUCCGACCGACCGUUGAUAGUUUGCUGGAUGAAUUAAGUAGUCCGCUGUCGAAUGGAACAACCGGAGACUUACGAGAUGUGUACGUUCGAAAAACGUAUACGGUUACCGAAAAUCAAACGGAAUCGAGAAUACCCAUAUCUAGAAAUGGUGGUGGUGGUGGACACACGUCUCCCAUAUCAGUUGUGAGUUCUACGGGUCCAUUGCCGAUCGGUACGAGUGCUUCUUCAGCAACCAAAGAAUUGGAUGAUUUGAUGGCUUCACUUUCGGAUUUUAAGAUCAACGAAGGGAGUCAUCAACAUCAAACAGUGACUGAUUCGCCAUACGCGAAACCCAACAAAGCGACGAAAACCACGACGAAAUCCCUGACUCAAAGUCAGUUCAAGCAAAAUCAAUUGGAUUCCAUGCUUGGCAAUCUCCAAGCUGACAUGUCUAGGCAAGGGAUUAACACGGCACAAAAAGGUUGUUGCAACGCUUGCGACAAACCCAUCGUCGGACAAGUGAUAACGGCUCUGGGAAAAACAUGGCAUCCGGAACAUUUCACGUGCACUCAUUGCAAUCAAGAAUUGGGAACGAGGAAUUUUUUCGAAAGGGAUGGCGUUCCCUACUGCGAAUCCGAUUAUCACAAUUUGUUCUCACCGAGAUGUGCUUAUUGCAACGGACCCAUAUUGGAUAAAUGCGUUACGGCAUUGGAAAAAACGUGGCACACGGAACAUUUCUUUUGCGCCCAAUGUGGUAAACAAUUCGGGGAAGAAGGUUUUCACGAAAGAGAGGGUAAACCUUAUUGUCGGGAAGAUUAUUUCGACAUGUUUGCUCCCAAAUGCGGGGGUUGUAAUCGACCCAUAAUGGAAAAUUAUAUUUCUGCACUCAACAGUCAAUGGCACACGGAUUGUUUUGUUUGCAGGGAUUGCAGGCAACCUUUUCAAGGAGGUUCAUUUUUCGAUCACGAAGGUUUACCCUAUUGCGAAACUCAUUACCAUGCGAAAAGAGGUUCGUUGUGCGCGGGAUGUCACAAACCCAUAACAGGUCGAUGCAUAACCGCCAUGUUUAGAAAAUUUCAUCCGGAGCAUUUCGUGUGUGCAUUUUGUUUGAAACAAUUGAACAAGGGAACGUUCAAAGAACAAAACGAUAAACCUUACUGUCACGGAUGUUUCGAUAAACUUUUCGGUUGA
Messenger RNA from Pediculus humanus corporis (human body louse), 1593 nucleotides. RefSeq names its product Paxillin, putative. The record is from RefSeq and is a predicted model, not a curated record. Bases 1 to 1593 code for a protein of 530 amino acids. The transcript has 8 exons. Lineage: Eukaryota; Metazoa; Arthropoda; Insecta; Psocodea; Pediculidae.